This is a messenger RNA of Zonotrichia leucophrys gambelii, 1751 nucleotides long. RefSeq names its product lysine-specific demethylase 5C-like. The record is from RefSeq and is a predicted model, not a curated record. The annotation marks the transcript as partial. The transcript has 7 exons. Gene Ontology annotation, cellular component: nucleus; chromatin. NCBI's taxonomy places the organism in Eukaryota, Metazoa, Chordata, Aves, Passeriformes, Passerellidae. Gene Ontology annotation, molecular function: histone H3K4me/H3K4me2/H3K4me3 demethylase activity; DNA binding. Gene Ontology annotation, biological process: chromatin remodeling; regulation of DNA-templated transcription.
CAGGAGGAGGAGGAUCCAAGAUGGCGGCGGCGGCCCGGCCGGGGGGACCGGGCAGGCCUGGGCUGUGAGGCGGGCGGAGCGCGGGGCGGCGGGGCUGGACGGGCCGGAGAGGCGGCGCAGGGGCCGCGGAGGGGUCGGCGGGUCGGCGGAGCUCGCGGGCGUUGUCUUGACACCCCUUUCCCCGCGGCUCGGGGCCGGGGGGGGCGGCCCGCGGCCUGUGAGGGGGCGGCGCGGGGGCGGCGGGGCCUCCAUGGCCCCCUGAGGGGGUCCCGGCGGGCAGCCCCGGAACCCCCCGCUCCCCUCGGUGCGAGGCAUGGAGGAGGGGGAGCAGCAGCGUGCAGGGGGCGGCUGGCCCGAGUGGGGGCCCGGCCCGGGGGGGUCCCCGCCGUGGGUCCCCCCGCCGCCGCCGCCGCCCGACGGGGACGAGGAGCCCAAGCGGGGCCGCGGCGCGGAGUGGGGGGGCCCGGAGCCCUCCGGGGACGCGGGGCCCCCCCGGCCGGCGGCCGCGCCCCCCAAAGCGGCGGGGGACGAGAAGGCCGCGAGCGCCCCGCGGCCCCCCCGGACCGGGGCAGAACCGCGGGCUAAGGGCGGGGGGGGACCCGGCAAAGGAGCCGCGGGGCGCCCCCCGGGCGAGGAGCGGAGCCCCCGCAAAGCCGCCGAGGAGCGCGGGGCCCGCGGCGGCGGGGAGCGGCCCGGAGCCGAGGACAAGGCCCGGCGGCCCCUCGGGGGCACCCGCGGCGGCGGGGCCGGCCCGGAGCAGCGCGGGGAGUGGGGGUCGCCGUGGCUGGCGGCGGAACCGGAGCCCCCCGAGGACUUUUUGCCGCCCCCGGAGUGUCCCGUGUUCGAGCCCAGCUGGGCCGAGUUCAGCGACCCCCUGGGUUACAUCGCCAAGAUCCGCCCGAUCGCCGAGAAAAGCGGAAUCUGCAAAAUCCGACCCCCGGCCGACUGGCAGCCCCCCUUUGCUGUCGAGGUCGACAACUUCAGGUUCACGCCCCGCAUCCAGCGGCUCAACGAGCUGGAGGCUCAGACACGGGUGAAGCUCAACUACCUGGACCAGAUCGCCAAAUUCUGGGAGAUCCAGGGCUCCUCCCUCAAAAUUCCCAACGUGGAGCGGCGAAUCCUCGACCUCUACAGCCUCAGCAAGGUGGUGAUGGAGGAGGGUGGCUACGAGGCCAUCUGCAAGGACCGCCGGUGGGCGCGGGUGGCCCAGCGCCUCUCGUACCCGUCGGGCAAGAACAUCGGCUCGCUGCUGCGGGCGCACUACGAGCGCAUCAUCUACCCCUACGAGAUGUACCAGUCCGGGGCCAACCUGGUGCAGUGCCACGCGCGGCCCUUUGAGAGCGAGGAGAAGGACAGGGAGUACAAACCGCACAGCAUCCCCCUGCGCCAGUCCGUGCAGCCCUCCAAGUUCAACAGCUACGGCCGGCGUGCCAAGCGCCUGCAGCAGGAGCCCGAGCCCACGGAGGAGGACAUCGAAAAGAACCCCGAGCUGAAGAAGCUGCAGAUUUACGGGGCCGGGCCCAAAAUGUUGGGUUUGGGGCUGGUGGCCAAGGAUAAGACCAUGAGGAAGAAAGACAAGGACGGCCCCGAGUGCCCCCCCACGGUGGUGGUGAAGGAGGAGCCUCCGGGGGAGCCCCGGGGGUCCCCAAUUUCCCCGGGGGGGGCUCGGGACGAGCUGCGCCACAGCCCCGAGCCCUGCACCAAGAUGACCAUGAGGCUGCGCCGCAGCCACAGCAACAGCCAGUUCGUGA